Molecule: messenger RNA, 513 nt
Organism: Enterospora canceri
Lineage: Eukaryota; Fungi; Microsporidia; Enterocytozoonidae
Source: the annotation of a GenBank genome assembly
AUGAAUCCAAUGAGACGAGUUCGAAUUCAGAAGCUGUGCAUCAACACGAACGUGAAGCCGAAGGAGGGGAAGCUGGAGAAGGCGGUGGCCGUUCUGAAGCAGAUCACGGACCAGGAGCCGUUUGUGAGCAAGUCGCGCCUGACGAUCAGGGGCUGGGGAAUCCGCCGAAACGAGAAGAUCAGCACGUCGGUGACCGUGAAGGGCGAGAAGGCGCGAAGGCUGCUCGAGGACGCGCUGAAGGUGAAGGAGUUCGAGCUGCCUGCGACGUGCUUCAGCAACAACGGCUGCUUUGGAUUUGGAAUUGAGGAGCACAUUGAUCUUGGAAUCAAGUUUGAUCCAAGCAUUGGGAUAUUUGGGCUGAAUUAUUUCGUGGUUUUGGAGAAGGCUGGGACACGAGUGAGCAAAAGGAGAAGAUGCACGUCUCGCGUUGGGAAGAAGCAGCGAGUUGUGACCGAUGAGGCACAGGAGUGGUUUAAGACGAACUUUGAUGGAAUAAUAAAAGAGGAUAAUUAA